UAAAGAUUUCUCUAACCAAGCGAUGUUACUUCGAUUAGUAUAAUCAUAAAAUUAAUAAAAUGACGUUCUUAAAAAUGUAGAUGUUACCAUAAAUUUUAACCUCUGACUCUCGUCGGUACCGAAAUGAUAAGACACAUUAUUUUAGUCCGCUAGUAACUGUGCGAAAAAUGAGUCAAGGAAAGAAAUUGCAGCCACUACGAAAAGUUGGGAUCAUUGGUGUGCCGUUCGAGAAGGGUCAGAAGAAAUAUGGAGUGAGUGUGGCACCGGCCGCUCUCCGCGCUGCCGGCCUCAUUUCAAAACUAAAGGAGAUCGAGGGGCUCGACGUCAAAGACUAUGGCGACAUCGAAACACCGGAUAUUAAAGAAGUGAAGGUGGAUAAUAUGGCCCACUUGGCUCUGGUCUCAGCAUGCAACAAGAAACUAUCUGAACGAGUCACACAAGUUCUCAAGGAUGACAGGAUCGUGGUCACUAUUGGUGGUGAUCACUCUAUUGGUGUCGGGACUGUCGACGGGCACUACAAAGUUAAUGAAGAUAUGAUCCUUGUUUGGGUGGACGCUCAUGCAGACAUUAACACUAACAAAACAUCAGAUUCGGGUUCAGUACACGGAAUGCCAGUCGCUCUACUAGUCACGGAAUUUCGCAAUUACUGGCCAUACCUACCCACAAUGGACUGGCAAGAUCCCGUAUUCUCCAUUAAGAGCUUGGGAUACAUUGGCCUUCGUUCCGUUGAUAAUUUUGAAAGGCUUGCCAUAGAAAAGUAUAAAGUGCCGACAUUUGCGAUGGAAGAUGUGGAAGAGCAUGGUAUCAAGAACUCCAUACAGCAUGUAUUGCAAGCUCUGGAUCCGACUAGCAGUAGACCAAUCCACGUGAGUUUCGAUAUCGAUGCACUGGACGCAUUGGAGGCACCCAGCACUGGUACUCCAGUUCGCGGAGGAUUGACUCUUCGCGAGGCCAUCUGUCUGAUGGAGAUAGUGCACGCGACUGGCCGCCUUCGUGCCGUGGACCUCGUUGAGGUUAACCCUGCCAUUGGCAAUGAAAAAGACAGAAAUCAAACUAUCGAAGCUGGCUUAUGUAUCCUGAAAGCAGCAUUGGGUUUCUCAAGGCGAGGCACUGCGCCCCGUGGGGUAUUGGAUCUACCUAUCCAGGAUCCCAAUAAGCCGGCUUCGUAAUGACUGAGUAGCACGUAAAUCUAAAUUUCUCGAUGUAAAUAAAUGAGUGGCUAUGAAAUUUAGACUUAUUACCUGCAUAUAUCUACUUGUAGUAAAUGUUAAGUAUAAAACAAAUCUAUCAAAUGUGUAUGUGUGUAUGUGCCUAUAAUAGAGGGAUAGGCAACUGCAAGGUGUAGAUACCCACUAUUAUAACUGAGUACUUUUUAUUUUAUAGUGCUAAUAACCGAAAGGUGUUCACAUACCUACCUAAAUAAUUUUAUAUAUUUACCUACCUUCAGUCUUACAAUAAAGUAUUAAAGUGAA
Molecule: messenger RNA, 1472 nt
Organism: Trichoplusia ni (cabbage looper)
Lineage: Eukaryota; Metazoa; Arthropoda; Insecta; Lepidoptera; Noctuidae
Gene: arg
Product: arginase, hepatic
Exons: 7
Coding region: 168-1169 (333 amino acids)
Cellular component (GO): cytoplasm; nucleus; cytosol
Molecular function (GO): arginase activity; manganese ion binding
Source: RefSeq, a predicted model, not a curated record